This is a messenger RNA of Hibiscus syriacus, 726 nucleotides long. RefSeq lists its product as uncharacterized. The transcript has 2 exons. Lineage: Eukaryota; Viridiplantae; Streptophyta; Magnoliopsida; Malvales; Malvaceae. The coding region runs from base 1 to 726 and encodes 241 amino acids. The record is from RefSeq and is a predicted model, not a curated record.
AUGGUUAUUAAUAACAAGGAGAUCGGUGUUAUUAGCGUGUAUGAACCAAACGUGCAAGGAGAUAAGAGAGAUUUUUUUGAGCAACUGAAUUCUGUUAUUGCUGUCUUAAAUAUCCCUGUUAUAGUUGGGGGUGAUUUCAACGUUGUUAGAUCGGAGUCUGAAAGAGUUAGAGGUGGGGAUCAGAUGGUGGAGAGUAGGCACGAUAUGUUUUUAGUUUCAACUGACAUUGCCAGUAUGUUUCCUCUACUCACUCAAUCUUCUCUUCCUAGGGGUUUAUUCGAUCACAGGCCGAUCAUUUUAAAAGAUAAUAGUGUUAAAAAGUUUUCCGGGCCUUUCAAGUGGUUCAAGCAUUGGGAGGAUGAUCAUAUCCUUGUAGAAAAAAUUAAAAGAUUAUGUGCAGUGAAUAAAGGACUUGGUUUAUCACAAAUUCUUGAGUGGGUUAAGAAAGCGACAAAGGAUAGGGAAAGAGAAGUCAGGCAGAUCAAUCCUGACUCUGUGGAAGAGAUUCGUAAGAAGUUAGAUAUUCUUGAAAAUAGAGUUAUUUCGAAUUCAAGAAGCAAUUCAGAUCUGUCCGAGAUUAUCUCGUUGAAGCCGUGUUUGUGGGCUGUUUUAAGGAAGGAAGAGCGUGAAUGGUUGCAAAAAUCAAGGCUCCGGUGGUUUAAAGAAUGCAACAAAAACACAAAGUAUUUCUACCUCUCUACGGUCUCUAGAGGCCGAACCAACUAG